UCUCUCCCCAACGCACCAGAGACCCCCCUAAUUCACAUCGAUGGUGGAUGCUUGCGGAACUGCCCUCGUGAAGCCUCCACAAUGGUGGUGGUGCCGAUGGCGGCGGCGGUCGGCAUCGCCUUCGCGGUGCUGCAGUGGGUGCUCGUCUCCAAGGUCAAGGUCACCACCGAGCCGCGCGUCGAGGGAGGCGAGGCCUCCGCCUCCGGCGGCAAGUACGGCGCCAGCGAGUACCUCAUUGAGGAGGAGGAGGGCCUCAACGACCACAACGUCGUCCUCAAGUGCGCCGAGAUCCAGACCGCCAUCUCCGAAGGUGAGACAUGCACCCCCACACAUGGUUAUUUCUCGGAGGUCGUAGCUACUGGUCCGCGCUCCGCUCGCCGGCGGGCGUGGAUCGAUCCUAUGAAUCUGAAAUACUUGCUGCAUCUAUACGUACGCAGAGGCGUGGCGAGAGGCGACACGAACAAGCAUGAGGAGCUGGAGCUGCUGAUAAAGGACUACCCGUAUGCGGUGGACAGGAUGAAGAUCUGGACCGAGAUCAAGAAAUGGGUCACCGACUACUGCGCGAUAUAA
Hordeum vulgare subsp. vulgare (domesticated barley) is the source of this 570-nucleotide messenger RNA. RefSeq lists its product as uncharacterized. Lineage: Eukaryota; Viridiplantae; Streptophyta; Magnoliopsida; Poales; Poaceae. Gene Ontology annotation, biological process: lipid oxidation. The annotation marks the transcript as partial. The transcript has 2 exons. Gene Ontology annotation, molecular function: oxidoreductase activity, acting on single donors with incorporation of molecular oxygen, incorporation of two atoms of oxygen; metal ion binding. The record is from RefSeq and is a predicted model, not a curated record.